GGGGAGGGUGAGAAAGUUGUUGAAGGUCUUCCGAGGGGGUGGAAAAAGAAUCGGCAGAGAGAAACUUGGGGGGGUAGCGCGAAAAAGGAAAAUAAACGGAGGGGUUGACGUGACGAGAAAAAAAGUCGGUGAAAAAGAAAAAAACGGUGUGAAGAAUGAGCAAAGUGAUAGAUCAACGGAAGAAGAAAAAGAAGUGAAGAAGUGCAAAAGGAUAUUGGAAUAGUACAUCGAAACGCGCAUUUCGGUACUGAAUACCGCCAACAAAUCGACGAUAUGAUUCUGUGACGAGGAAUUACUGAGCGGUGCGUUGAUCAUGCUCUACUACUUUGAUUUCCAUGAUCGCGAUUCACCAUCCAGUCUAAAGUCUCCAAGGAGAGCUUCCGCAAAUUUCAAUGGUCCAGCGCAGUCUUCUUCAACGCUGUCGCUUGCGCGUCACGAAAUUGUCAAUCUCAGUGUUUAGAAAUCGGUCGCUGGCGAUCCGUCUCUCAUUUUUGGAAAUCUGUCUUGAAAAAAAGGAGGAUACACGAAUAUCACACAUGCGAUAAUCGGCAGAUGCGCCGUCCGGACUCCGGACUCAACUAAAGCUCUUCGGAGAAGGAAAGAAAGGAAUCCGAUCGUUGGAUCAGUGUGCGUUCAGACAGUGCGGGUGGAUGUAUGACGACAACAACGUUCGUUCCUUGGUGAUCGGUGUUGCUAUGAUCGUGCCGCGUUGGUCCCGUCACGUGGAACGAUCAUGAUUUACUUUAGGCCGCACGACGGUAGGAGUCUACGGUACAACGCGAACGCGAGACACUUGAACGUGCUCGUCGUGCCGCUCUUUCCGCUCUGGAUUAUCGGCGCGUUCUGCGUGAAGGACAUACCCAUAUCACACAUCGUGGCACUGGUCGGAGAUUCCGCCUAUCUUCCCUGCGACAUAUCAACCACUCACGAGGGGGACUCCGUGCAUCUUGUGCUCUGGUAUCGCGAGGAUCUCGGUACAUCAGUUUACAGCAUCGACGCCAGGAACCGGGAAUUUGGGGUCGCUGAAAGAUGGUCGGACAACAGCGUAUUCUCGAAUCGCGCCUAUUUCAUGCUGGACAAGCAACCGGCGUUACUAGGCGUCGAGAACACGAGAGAAGAGGACGCCGGUAUCUACAGGUGUCGUGUCGAUUUUCAAAUUGGCCAGACGAGAAACUCCAAAGUCAAUUUAACAGUUAUUGUACCACCGCGGAAGAUCACGAUUGUCGACGAGAAUGAGAACAGACGGGACACGAUGGUCGGACCGUAUAUGGAAGGCACUAAUCUAAGGCUCUUCUGCGAUGUCCAUGGCGGUAAACCGGCCCCAAUCGUGUCUUGGUAUCGCAACGACAGAUUCGUCACAAAUCGGACCACAAUGCCAAACAGCGAUGUGACACGUAGCGAGAUCAUUGUACAGAACUUAAGCCGGGACGACGUUCACUCGGUGCUGACCUGCAAUGCUACGAACAACAAUAGGUCGAUUCCGCUGUCUUCAUCAGUUCGCGUGGACAUGCGUUUCAACCCCUUGGAAGUGAAAAUAAUUGACGGAAGCCGACCGCUGUCGGCAGGCAAGAAAUACGACCUGGUAUGCACAACUUCCGGUUCCAGACCACCAGCUAGCGUCACCUGGCGGAGGAAUGGUCAACGCUUAGUGGAUUCCAAGGAGACCACCUCCGUCGAUGGGAACACGACCACCAGCGUUUUAUCUUUCAUGGCGACGAAAGCAGACGCAGGCAGACACUUGUCGUGUCAAGCUGAAAAUCGAAUCAUGGGAACCGCGCCGAUAGAGGACGGCUGGGUACUCCAGAUACAAUAUACGCCAGAGACGCAGAUCCAGCUCGGCACGUCGCUGAAUCCUAACACCAUACGCGAGGGCACGGACGUCUACUUCGACUGUCUCAUACAGGCCGAGCCUUCAGUGUACAAAGUGGAAUGGCGACAUCAGGGCAAGGCACUCCAUCACAAUAUCACGCAAGGCAUCAUAAUCAGCAAUCAGAGUUUGGUGCUGCAGGGAGUUGAUCGUAAAAGCGCUGGCAAUUACACGUGCGUGGGAUACAAUACUGAGGGUGACGGCGAAAGCUCGCCCUUUUAUUUGAACGUGAUGUUCGCUCCUACGUGCAAGCCGAAUCAGACGAAGGUCCACGGUGUAGCGAAACAGGAGAAGGCGAAUAUAUCCUGCCAAGUGGAUGCAAAUCCGCCGGAAGUGCAAUUCAAGUGGACCUUUAAUAACUCCGCCGAGAGUAUCGACGUUGCGGCCGGCCAUAUCGCGCGAGCUGGCACAUCCUCCAUCGUCUCAUACACACCAAUGACGGAAUUAGAUUACGGCACGUUACUCUGCUGGGCCAGCAAUCACAUCGGGCAACAACAAGUGCCCUGUGUAUAUCACAUUAUACCGGCGGGCCGACCAGACAUGGUUCACAAUUGCACGACCUCGAACACGUCGACCAACUCGUUUUCCGUGCGAUGCACGGAGGGCUUCAACGGCGGUUUGCCGCAAUCCUUUCUGCUGGAGGUGCGCGAGAGCAACAGCCAGGAGUUGCGUGCCAAUCUGACGUCGCCGGUGCCGCGCUUCAGCGUCACUCACUUGGAGUCCGGCGCCCUUUAUCAGGCCUGCAUUUACGCCUACAACGACAAGGGUCGUAGCGAGGCAAUGGUGGUGCAGGCCGGCACUUUAAGGCUACCGGAAAAACAACUGACGUCCGAGUCAGAACGACCGAGACAACAUGACACUUUGACACCAAUGCUGAGCGUGACAAUCGGCGUUGUGAUGGCCCUCAUUAUCGUCGCGGUUAUAGUAAUGGUCGUCUUACGGAUUCAGCACACACACGUAGAGGAGCAGAACAAGUCGCAGAUGGAGGAUCACGCGAAGCAGACGAAGGCUGUUCCCAUACAGAGGGAACUACGAUUCCGAGAGGGAUGCAGUUUGCUCGCGGACGAGAAGCAUCCCAGCAGCCCGUUCAGAAAGCUGGAAACUAGCGGCGAUCUCAGUGAAAGCGACGAGAAAAAUCCUGACAUUAUUCCACAACAAAUUACUGGUGAUGAGCCGUCGGAAUAUUUAAGGAAGAGACGUCUGGUAUCAACGAUCGAGACGUCACCAUCAAGAAGCCUUCUAGAGCACUCAACGGUAACUUCUAUCAGUGGACACAGCAGUUAUGUCGGAUAUUGCACGAUCCGCAAUGGUAUGCCACUGCAUGAGUUCUCCAAUUUGUCAACAAAGCACAAAAGCUUUCAGCCGAUGGUGGGUGACGUCUAUGAGAGCGGUAUGUGUACCCUACCUAGGCAACAUUGGCCCAGCCAGAGCGUUCAAUCGAUGUCGAUGACAAUGAGUCCUCCGAUAUUGUACGCCGGUCUGGGCGUCGUCACCAGGACCUGUCCGAGCGGCACGCUACCGACGAAAGACUGUGAGACACGAGUGCCCGGUCAGUGUUGUCCAUCAAUCCAGGCGCAGAAGGACGCGACGAUAGGCACGCCAGUGGUGAUGGCCAAGAGGGAGAGCUCUGUGUGACCCUACAC
Molecule: messenger RNA, 3510 nt
Organism: Atta colombica
Lineage: Eukaryota; Metazoa; Arthropoda; Insecta; Hymenoptera; Formicidae
Product: neural cell adhesion molecule 2-like
Exons: 14
Coding region: 734-3502 (922 amino acids)
Molecular function (GO): protein binding
Source: RefSeq, a predicted model, not a curated record